UUAACUCCCCCUACUGGGAUUUCACGAUGAAGACGUUGUUUUUAUUGCUGACCUUGGGUUUGACCGUAUCCGCACUGCAAAAUGGUAGGACAAAACAAGGCAAGCGACAGGGUAAAACGGCCGAAAGGUUCAAUGACAGAAAGUGGAGCUUUGUUUGCAACUAUGAUAGCGACGGCGCACUCCCAAGAGGGUCUAGAAUACCGUGCAGAUGGAUAGAUGUCACUAGAGGCAACUACGAGACCGCCAUAUACAACUCUGAUAAUAUCGAUCAGCACAACCCAAAAAAUGGUCACAAUAAGGGAAAGAAGACGCAAAAACAAGAGAAUUAUAUCAUCCAUUCUUCCUACCUUGCCCUCGGAGAUCCUGCGCCCAAGCAACGUGAAACUCGCCUCAAAUCGCCCAAAGAACCAAAGAACUCAAAACCCGACCCAAACAAAACGGAAACUACUCAAGGGAAUCCUUGUGACCCAAAUCCGUGUCCUAAAGACGCCAAAGGCAAAGCAGUAAAAUGUCAAGUAAAUCCUAAAGAGAAUACGUACAAAUGUAAAAUACCAAAAAACACGUGCGUUGUGGAUGGAGAACUCUUGGCAAGAAACAAGAAGAGAGUUAUUGGGUGCAAGUCUUGUGUGUGCCGUCUGCCAAACAUAGAAGAACCAGUCUGUAGUAGCAUCUGUAAAUCAUGGAACCCUGCUCUGAUACCAUCUGCGUGUAAACUUAUCACACCUCCUGGUAAAUGCUGUCAGGAACUCGACUGUAGCGGGUCCGGGGCAGCCAAUGCUGUCUCAACAAAGAAAACAACGCCAUCUAUCGUCACGAGUACCGCUGCUCCCAAGAACCCGUGUGAACCAAACCCUUGUCCCAAAGACGCUAAAGGUAACCCGGUAGAAUGUGAAGUGAGACCUAUAGAGGGGACAUACAAGUGUAAAAUACCUAAGGGUAAUUGCUCAACAUCCACCGCUACAACCACCGAACCAACCACGACCACAGCGGUACCAACCACAACCACCGCGACAACCACAACAACAACCACCGUACGAACAACUACCUUGAAGGAACCCACAACAAAAACCAGCGAGGCAACCACGGCUACGAUGAAACCGACCAAAGCAGCCACCGUACCAACCACUACCACAGCAAAUCCCACAACCAAAGUUAUACCCACAACCACCCUGGCGCCCCUGAACCCCUGUGAACCAAACCCGUGUCCCAAAGACGCCCAUGGUCAGCCUAUUGCCUGUCAAACGAAACCUGCAGAUGGCACACACGAGUGUAUAAAACCAACAGAUAUGUGUAUGGUAGAUGACGAGCUGCUGGCUCGAGCAGAGAGAAGAAUUAUUGGCUGCAAGAACUGUAUCUGUCUUAACCCUAGCGCUAACUUUGCGUUCUGUGAGUCAACGUGUAAGCCGUGGACCUCUGAUCAGAUUCCCCCCGGCUGCCAGCUUAUAACGCCUCCUGGAAAAUGUUGCCAAGAACUUGACUGUAGCGGGGCUGCAGUGACCAAUACAGUGCCAACGAAAACCGUACCUGUAACAACGACCCAAAUUCUCACGAACCCCUGUGAGCCAAACCCAUGUCCCAAAGAUGCCAAAGGGCAGCCUGUUGCCUGUCAAGUGAAACCUGCAGACGGGAAACAUGAGUGCCUUAAACCAGAUGAUAUGUGCAUGGUGGAUGACGAGCUGUUGGCUCGGGCAGAGAGAAGAGUUAUUGGCUGCAAGAAUUGUAUAUGUCUUAACCCCAGCGCUAACUUUGCAUUCUGUGAGUCAACAUGUAAACCGUGGACCCCUGAUCAGAUUCCACCUGGCUGCAAGCUAGUAACACCUCCUGGAAAAUGUUGCCAAGAACUCGACUGUAGCGCGGUGGCAGCGGUUUCUUUGGGAAAAUAA
This is a messenger RNA of Lingula anatina, 1883 nucleotides long. RefSeq lists its product as uncharacterized. The record is from RefSeq and is a predicted model, not a curated record. Lineage: Eukaryota; Metazoa; Brachiopoda; Lingulata; Lingulida; Lingulidae.